Neltuma alba is the source of this 1940-nucleotide messenger RNA. RefSeq names its product putative methyltransferase At1g22800, mitochondrial. The transcript has 12 exons. Gene Ontology annotation, molecular function: S-adenosylmethionine-dependent methyltransferase activity. The record is from RefSeq and is a predicted model, not a curated record. Gene Ontology annotation, biological process: mitochondrial respiratory chain complex I assembly. Lineage: Eukaryota; Viridiplantae; Streptophyta; Magnoliopsida; Fabales; Fabaceae. Gene Ontology annotation, cellular component: mitochondrion. The coding region runs from base 438 to 1199 and encodes 253 amino acids.
AGGCGCACGCGCAGUGAGGACCGUUACUGGCUUCACUUCCUCCGCCCGCCGCUCUCUGUUGCUAGUCGCCGCCUUGUUGUCCCUCCUUCGGGCGAGACUCAGAGCGACGGAAUUCUAGUCCUAGCCUUGAUUCGUCGACAGAAUCGAGAUCACCAAAAGUAAAUAAACAAAACGAAGAAAUGAAAUACACGAAACGCAGCAACAAAAUCGAUUGAGCAUCAGCUUCUCCAAGCAGAGAGACAAGAAACGAAGCUGAAAAUGGGAGCGUUGUCCUUCUUCGCAGAAAUCCGUUGGUAUGGAGAAGGACAAAUGGCCCAUUUAGUGCUUUCUCCUUCGCUCCAUUCUGCUCGGACAAUGGCGAUGCGAUUCAGAGUUCCAAGGCCAAGAUCUUUGAUCGGCAACUUAAGCGUAAACAGCGAGACAGAGCUGCAUGGUUGAUGCGCCCAAAGGAUUCUUUGGUUGAUACCGUCGCUGAAAAUCUACUGGACCGCUUAGAGGAUUGUAAGAAGACUUUUCCCAGAGCAUUGUGCUUGGGAGGUUCUCUUGAAGCUAUCAGACGCGUGCUUCAUGGCCAUGGUUCCAUUGAAAAGCUCAUCAUGAUGGAUGCAUCUAGCGAAAUGGUAGAACUUUGUAAAAAAGCUAAGGUAGCUUCACCCAAUGAUAAUAUUGAGACAACAUUUGUAGUUGGUGAUGAAGAAUUUUUGCCUAUCAAGGAGAGCUCCGUGGAUUUGGUCAUUAGUUGCUUGGGGCUACACUGGACUAAUGAUUUACCGGGAGCAAUGAUACAGUGUAAAUUGGCUUUGAAACCUGAUGGCCUUUUUUUAGCUGCUAUACUUGGUGGAGAAACCCUUAAGGAGCUCAGAAUAGCUUGCACAGUUGCACAAAUGGAGCGUGAAGGAGGGAUUAGUCCCCGAGUAUCACCUUUGGCACAGGUACGGGAUGCAGGGAAUCUUUUGACGAGGGCAGGCUUCACUCUCCCAGGAGUUGAUGUUGAUGAGUAUAUAGUUAGAUAUCCAAGUGCUCUUGAGCUUAUAGAACAUCUGCGUGCCAUGGGUGAAACUAAUGCUCUUCUUCAAAGGAACGCUAUGCUAAAGAAGGACACAGCCUUGGCAACUGCAGCUAUUUAUGAUUCAAUGUUUGGUGCGGAAGAUGGCUCAGUUCCUGCAACCUUCCAGUUAUGUUUCGUAUGGCCCUUUUAGGAGGCUAAGGCCAAGUACGGUAGACCAUUAUUGACAAAGUCAAGGCUUUUCGCGGUUGUAAAUUUUGAUGCAAAAUGAUUCCUAAUGAAUUGGAAGUUGUGAUUUUUCCCCUUUUAUUUUUUCCCCUUUCAUCGGUAAGCUUUGAGGAAGCGUCAAAUUCCAUUCACAUUUUAGAUCAAGGCAUUGACCAUGUAAUUUUACAUGGCAAUGACUAAGUCGUUAGCCUUAUAGUCUUUCGUUCUGAAUUGUGCAAAAAGUAGAGUCCGGAUUCCCCCUUAUCAAAACCGGCAGGAAAUAAUUUCUUCUGGCAGCGACACUAAAUCCCAAAAGAGUUGAUGACAGCUGUGUUCCCAGAAAAAAUUGUUAAAAUAUGAGUUGCAAGUGUUGAUUUAUCUGGUUACAAACGUGAUAAUCUCAGUUGCAAAUCAGGCAUGUAAGUCUUCUACGUCACUCUUCCACUGACUUGUAGCUGUCAUUAAAUUGAACUUUUGGGACCUAACCGUUAUUCCCCGACUUUUUCACCUUUUUCAUUUUAAUAUUUUGAUGAUGUGUCAAGAUCCAUUCUUUUUAAUGUGCCAUGACUAGGGCUACAGCAUUGAAGUAGGUGUAUAAUUUCUUUGCUUCCCCCCCCCCCCCCCCGGGGCUAUGGGAAGGACGUAGAAAUUCUUCGCUUUCUUUUGUUGUGAUUUGCCAGCAGAACAUGGUUCGAGGAUGCCUUGAUGGUCACUAAGUUAUGCUUUG